AUGGGGUGUAUCUACUUCCUUAUUGUUGUAGGAUUAGUAAUUGUUUCUGGAAAGCGAAAUACUGGAUGUAGUCAGGUGCCAAUGUUCUGUCCACAACCUUGUAUGGUGAACAGAGGAGGAUGCACGGUGUGUGAUUGUACUGGUGGCAUGUUUUCUACCGGACAAAAUUCACCUUUUCAUGCAACAAAUUUGGGAAAACCAGUUCAGCUGAGUCAGAUGGGUCCAAUGUCUGGUCAGGGAAAUAGUGUUAAUCAAAUGGGCCAAAUGUCAGCUCAAAGUAAUUCGGUUAAUACAGGGCCAGGCUCUGGUAGUCUAAAUGGACCCAAUACUCCUAAUUUUAAUCCAAGUAAUCCUAGUGGAAGUCUUCCUAAUGGUUUUAAUGGACCAAAUACGGGACCUAUUCAAAAUGGAGGUGCAGGUGGAAUAACACUAAACCAAAUUUUAAAGUCUACUCUUCCACCAUCAUCUGGAUCACGAACGUCGACGCUAGCGCCAACUACUAUCAAAACCACGUGUGCCCCUGUCAGAUGUAUUGCGCCAUGCAAUAAAGGAGUAACGAUUUCGAGUGACGGAUGUCCAACGUGCUUAUGUUAA
This is a messenger RNA of Mytilus californianus (California mussel), 594 nucleotides long. RefSeq lists its product as uncharacterized. The coding region runs from base 1 to 594 and encodes 197 amino acids. The record is from RefSeq and is a predicted model, not a curated record. Lineage: Eukaryota; Metazoa; Mollusca; Bivalvia; Mytilida; Mytilidae. The transcript is spliced from 3 exons. Gene Ontology annotation, molecular function: enzyme inhibitor activity.